AUGGGGAAACACUUUUAUGAUCCAAAAAUUAAGUCAGUAAUAUUUGUUGAUGCACCAACAAGUGAAGGUAAUAUGGUAAUUGAAAAUGGAGAUUUUUUAAGUAAGAAGGUCAAAAAAAGGAAUGAUGAGAGUCCUAAAGUAGUUGAAGAACGGGUGCAAGAGAGUGUGUUUAUCUAUGGAGAGAAAGAGAAAGAGAGAUUUAAUCAAAUUUUGAAGUAUUAUGAAGGAACUCAUAAUUUUCAUAAUUUCACGAGGAGGAAAAAAGAUGGUGACCCUGUUGCAAAGAGAUAUAUCCUUUCAUUUAAUGCAAAUAUAAUAGUUAAUGUUCAAGGCAUUGAAUUUAUGAAGUGUGAGGUUACUGGUCAGAACUUUAUGCUUCAUACAAUCCAUAAAAUGAUUGGUCUUGCUGAAUCUAUCAUGAGAAAUUAUGCUCCUGAAUCAUUAAUUAUAACUGCCUUCCAAAGGGAUGUCAACAUCAAGUUUCCCAUGGCUCCUGAGGUUGGAUUAUAUUUGGACGAAUGCUUUUUCACCUCGUAUAACAGUAAGUGGAAGGAUACUCAGGAAGAAGUUUCUCUGACAGCUUAUUUAGAGAUGGCGGAAGAAUUCAAAAUGAAGCAUAUCUAUAGUCAUAUUGCAAUAAUGGAGCACAAGGAAGGGACAAUGGGUGUAUGGCUGCAUUACCUGAACCAUCAAAAUUAUCCUGAUCUGCGCGUCGUGGAUCUUGUUAAACCUGCUGAUGAUGGUUUAGAAGUUGUUGAAACUGCUAUUGAUGUUGGUUUAGGUGUUUUCAACAAUUGUGAGAGAACCAAUAAUGUCAAUUCUACUGGUGCUAGUGAUGGUCCAGACAUAACUAAAACUAUUAUGGAGGCUGGUUUAAGUGCUGCUAACAAUGGUGAGCGUAUUGAUAAUAUUGAUUCUGCUGGUGCUAUUUUAGAAGUUACUGAAACUAUUGUUCAGGCUGAUUUAGGCUCCAUCAACAAUGGUGAGAGCACUAAUAAUGUUAGCUCAACUGGUGUAAGUGAUGUUUCAUAG
Molecule: messenger RNA, 1032 nt
Organism: Capsicum annuum
Lineage: Eukaryota; Viridiplantae; Streptophyta; Magnoliopsida; Solanales; Solanaceae
Product: tRNA pseudouridine synthase A-like
Exons: 2
Coding region: 1-1032 (343 amino acids)
Biological process (GO): tRNA pseudouridine synthesis; mRNA pseudouridine synthesis
Cellular component (GO): nucleus
Molecular function (GO): pseudouridine synthase activity; RNA binding
Source: RefSeq, a predicted model, not a curated record